Molecule: messenger RNA, 1654 nt
Organism: Sphaerodactylus townsendi
Lineage: Eukaryota; Metazoa; Chordata; Lepidosauria; Squamata; Sphaerodactylidae
Gene: RRAD
Product: RRAD, Ras related glycolysis inhibitor and calcium channel regulator
Exons: 5
Coding region: 123-1043 (306 amino acids)
Biological process (GO): negative regulation of high voltage-gated calcium channel activity
Cellular component (GO): plasma membrane
Molecular function (GO): GTP binding; calcium channel regulator activity; GTPase activity
Source: RefSeq, a predicted model, not a curated record
CAAGUCAGCCCGGGAGAGGAGCUGGGAUUUAGGAGCAGAAGAAGCGCUUCCUUGGGGGCGAGUGUUUUGUGCGCGCACAACUUCCUCGGACCUGGUCCCUCUGAGCAGCCUUUCCCAGCCCAAUGACCUUGAACCGUGGUGACAAGCUGAGAUACCUGGACAAGCGGCGUGGCAGCAUGCCUUUCGCCCUGCACCAACAGCCCCUGCACCGGCGGAGCAUGCCGGUGGACGAGCGGGAGUUGCAAGCCUCCCUGCCCCAAGCCCAGCUGUCGCAGCUGGUGCGCUGCACUUCUUACAACCCCUCCGAGGAAGCGCAUCACCAGCAAGGCUGGACUUCAGACUCUUCUGACUCGGUCAUCUCCUCCGGCAGCGACUCUGACAACAAUCUCUACAAAGUCAUCCUGCUGGGCGAGCAUGGCGUGGGGAAGACCAGCCUGGCCAGGAUCUUUGGGGGAGUGGAAGAUUGCCCGGAUGCCGAAGAAGCUGGCAAUACAUAUGACAGAUCUAUUGUAGUUGAUGGCGAAGAAGCUUCCCUUGUGGUGUUUGACAUUUGGGAACAGGAUGAUAACCAAUGGCUUCAGAAUCAGUGUAUGAAAAUGGGGGAUGCCUACAUCAUUGUUUACUCCGUGACGGAUAAAGUCAGCUUUGAGAAGGCCUCAGAACUGAGAAUUCAGCUGCGAAGAGCAAGGCAAACGGAAGACAUUCCUAUCAUUCUCGUGGGAAACAAGAGUGACCUGGUCCGAUCACGGGAAGUCUCUGUAGAUGAAGGACGAGCUUGCGCCGUGGUGUUUGACUGCAAGUUUAUAGAGACUUCUGCUGCUCUGCAUCACAACGUGAAGGACCUGUUCGAAGGGAUUGUCCGGCAAAUUCGGCUACGCAAAGACAGCAAGGAGGACAACGCUCGGCGAAUGGCGAACACCAAAAGGAGAGAGAGCAUCAGCAAGAAAGCCAAGAGGUUCCUGGGCCGAAUCGUGGCCAAGAACAAUAAGAAGAUGGCCUUUAAGGCCAAGUCCAAAUCUUGCCAUGACUUGUCAGUGCUUUAAUGGGGCACCUUUGGAAGACCAGAUGCUGUGUGUGUUUGUGUAUGUGUGUGGGAUUGUGAACAUGGCUUUGAUUGUAAAGAGUGGAAACAGAAUUAUGGACCUGAGCCACACGGUGAGAGAGAAGUGCUCUCCUUCAUGCCUUAAGGCUCCUAAGCAAGACUUGGAAAGAAGAUGACCAUGUCUUCAUUGGCAAUUGGUUUUUAUGCUUCUGUGUUCAUGAGGAACUGAACAGAAUUUUCCAGUUCUGUGGCUUUGUAUGCCUGCGCCUUCACUGUGUACCCUUGUUAACUGUCCUGUGGAUAUCAGGGAUGCAGGGAUCUGAAUGAAUGGUAAAACUGAUCAGUGUCAUCAUUUUUGUCCUUUGCAGAUCAAGACUUGAAUCAAUGUACGCAGGAUCGUACAGUCUUCUUUGGUAUAUAUUAGAAAGCUCUAAUCUUUUUUUUUUACAAAAAUGUGGGCUGGAUCAGGCCAUUCUAAGUGCAUUUAGGACAGGAGACCGCAAAAUCUAGACUAAACUAUUAUUUUUUUGAAGUUAAUUUGCACUUUCAUUAACUCUUUAAUUUGUAAUUUGUUUACAUGCAAAUUUUAUAAUAAAGUAUUUCUGGUUACAA